This is a messenger RNA of Athalia rosae (coleseed sawfly), 2591 nucleotides long. Its product is annotated as EF-hand domain-containing family member B-like. NCBI's taxonomy places the organism in Eukaryota, Metazoa, Arthropoda, Insecta, Hymenoptera, Athaliidae. Bases 619 to 2259 code for a protein of 546 amino acids. The transcript has 11 exons. The record is from RefSeq and is a predicted model, not a curated record.
UAAACGUUCCGUUUUUCAACUUCUUGCAAGAGUCGUUUUCUUUUACUUAAUCAGUUGGCUUUUGAUUUGAAAAGCUGGGCCUUAUUUUCCAUUCAUUUCUCAAGUGUUAUUAUAUCAUAUGACUUGAUCCUGCAGGAGAGUCCUUUGCAGGAGAGUGCAGGAGAAAUUGAUUCUUCCUGGAAUUAGCGUCUCAUAAUCAGACCCUUUCAAUUCUGAGUCACUGUUCACUACUAACAAUGUCACAUUCUCCGAAUUCCUAUCAUGCACAUUAAUAGAUCUACUAGUAAAAACAUUAUCGCUCAGUGAUUCAGUGAUAAUUCGAUGUAUUACUGAUACACUGUUUGAACGAUUUUAAAAUUUGAUUACUACAAUGGUUGAUCAAGUGGCAUAGUCAUUUGUGGUAAAAUCAUAUUGUUGGGUGGAUAGCAUUCCAUACAACUAACGUAUACAGAAUAGUCGAAUAUUGGUACUGGUCAGUACCAACAGUUCAGUGGUCAACGGUACCAACGAAGGUCUGAAUUCGUUGACAGUACUACUUAAUGUCUGAUUCUUCAUGGUAUUUACUUUUUGUAGUCUACCGAUUAAAUUUAAAUUCAUCUAAUGUAGGCAGGACUUGUCAUGUUGGGCCAAGAGCUGGAAGAAUGUUUCAAAGAUUACAAACUCCAAGAUGCUGUAGAUGCAUUAAAAUCGAAGCUCCGUAUUCGAGACAAACAUGAAGAAAUUGAUUUGAAUUUUUCAUCACGAAUUGGGUCUGCUAAUUCUGGCAUUUACACAGGGGUCAAGUCGUGUUUAGAGAUGCGCAAGCAAACACCGUUUCAAUCGUUGAUUGGGGAAUUAAAAGAAACAGCUAUGAGUAGCUAUUGGAAAAAGGAAGUUGGAAAAAUUUCUGAUCAAACGCCAAACUUACCGGAUGGCAUGGAUCCAAUACAAACAGUUUUUGGCAAAUCCAACAAGUCCAAUGAAACAGCAGCCGAGCUAGUGAACCCACAGAAAACUGCAGCCGAAAUUUUGAAGGAGUCUCGUGUUGGUCACAGACUGUAUAGAAAAAGCCACAACGCUUAUUAUCCUUCGGAACAAGUCAAUCGAGAGUAUGUUGAGCCAUUCAGAAAAAAUUCUACCUAUGGAAAAAGAACUAAAGCAGACAAACUAGGCAGUCGAAUGAAGCAAUCAAUGAGAUGGUUCAACCAAGAUGUAGCUUCAACCGUUAGCAUGCUCCAAGCCAACUUCUUAGAAAAUACUCUAUCUGGUCUUGGGCGAGCAGUUUGCUUAUUCUUUGAAGUUUCCAAUUAUAAAUUGUAUCGGAAAAUAGCUGGCUCUAAUCCAUUAACUGAUCCCGAGAAAACAGGACAAAAUAUUUCAUUUAUUGUGAGUAGAUUCAGGUGUUCUGCAAUAUUUUCAUGCAGGGUCCGAACUGAUACAGCCCCGUUGUUGGAGGGACGUACGUUUGGCAAAGUUAGUGAGCUUGAAUCAGAUGGUGUCAGCGAAUUGUUAAGAAACUUUUCACCUAAUUCCGACAAGUUGGAACAAAAAUGUUGUUUAGAGCACAUCAAUAUGCUAAGGCUUCGUUUAAAAAAACGUGCAUUUUCAUUCGCGGAAUUGUAUCAAACUUUUGUACUCUACGAUAAAAAUGAAACCCAAAUCAUGACAAUGGAAGGAAUAUAUUCGGUUUUAAGAACCUUCCGAAUUCACCCGGACAGGAGAAUGUUUGAAACUUUGUUGAACAGUUUGAAUUUGAUUAGAGAUGGUAAAGUCCGUUAUAAGGAUAUCGCCGAUAUUUUGAGCUGGAAAUGUGACUUUCCACUGUUGCCUAAAAUCAAUGAUAUUUCCCAAGAGCACCAAAAUUAUUCCUCUACCUAUGAAGACACCUUCAGCGAUGCGUACAUACAAAAGGAUAAAUUUUGUCGCGCUGCAGGACUCAGUGCAGAGAGAGUAGAUGUGCAAUACGCUGUUGUUCCAUUUGGAGGAGCUCAUUUUGAGAGAGAACAUCUCGGUGAUCAAACAUCUGUGUUGACCCUCAUUUCGCCAAACAUUUUCACUAAAAAAGGUCUAAGUCACCUUGACUUCUUCAGGGUCUGCAACGGACAAGAAAUGCGAUCGCUCUUUGAAAAUAGAGGAGUGAACUUUCCUGGUGAUAGUUUCAAUGUGAUAUGGAACGAGGGUCUCAAGAAAGAUGGAACAGGGGGUGUCUGCAUAGAGACGUUCAGAGGUCUUCUAGACCAACUUGCUGCUGCUACAUACGAAGAGAUUCCCGUUAUGUGAUAAUAGAUUGAAAUAUGAGCAACCGACAUUCUUCGUCUAUUUAUUUCGUAACUUUAUUUUGGAAAAAAUUAUCGAGUACUUACGUUCGGAUACGAAGUGCGACAAGCAUAUUAGUAAUUACAGACCAGAGCUCUCAGAUGAUGAUUCGGAACUGGACGAUUCGGAACUUGACGUGGAUGAACUGCUAGAACUAGAAGACUCUUCUUUGACCUCAACAAAUUGUGGCACAACAGCAGGUUUUGGUCGAGAUUUCAAAUGUUCUCGCAACUCGUCUCUAAAAUUGGAUUAGCAAAUCAAUUUAGCAGCGUGAGAAGUUCUUACGAAUAAUUAAA